Messenger RNA from Bactrocera oleae (olive fruit fly), 8250 nucleotides. It is a transcript of the gene sog, whose product is annotated as short gastrulation. The record is from RefSeq and is a predicted model, not a curated record. Gene Ontology annotation, biological process: dorsal/ventral pattern formation; negative regulation of BMP signaling pathway. Gene Ontology annotation, molecular function: BMP binding. NCBI's taxonomy places the organism in Eukaryota, Metazoa, Arthropoda, Insecta, Diptera, Tephritidae.
GUGUAAACCGCCAUCCAUAACCUCAAUAUUAAAUUAUUAUUCAAAGCAAUUAAAACUAUAGGUCCAGAAAUUUUAACAUUCAGGGAUCUCACCAAGAACCAAAAACAUUGCCCUUCUUUCGCUAAUAAACAAAUGAACGUUGAAUUUGAACUCGUUCGUUGGCAACACUACAAUCAGCAUUUAUUAUUGGAUCGUUUCUGGUUUCUCAUUCGCCACAUUUGCUUGUAGAUUUGUUGGUUUGCGCGAUGACUAAAGCGAAUGCGAAUGUAAAUGGGAGCGUGAGUAUAGCCAGUACGAGCGCUAAAACUUCGGUUAUCUACGCUAUUCGUGGCCGUUGGCUUCAGCAACACGAUCAUAUUGUUGUUGACAACCAAGCUCGCUGCAACGGACGUUAGUCGCUGACGACGACGUGUAUGUAGUCGACGUCAACGCCAUUCUCGAGCAUAGGAAGUGGUUGCAUUUGGUAGUGGCCACUAUAGGCGCAACUACAACAACACCAACAAACAAAAUGAAUAUAGAAGUAUUCAGACUCAAGAAUCGACUGUAAUAACAGCCAAAAAAACUGUUAUGGUUAAGACGCCGACAUCUACAGCGCAGCGCUUUAAAAUAAAUGUAGAAUAGUGAGCCGUUUACGGCGCUGAGCAGAGCCGAACAGAGCGGCGCGAAAGAGCAGUAAUAGCGCAACAUCGUGUAUCUCACCGUAUCUGUGUUUGUGUAUGCCAUACCAAUUCGUAGUAUCUUAAUAUCUUGCUUGCUUUUGAGCAGAGUGGGCACACACCAACUGAUCGACCGCGUUGAGCGACCAAACAACCAGCCGCCAGACAAGCAAGUCAAGCAGCAGCGACGGCAAUAGCAACUGUAAAUACUAAGUGAAUAAAAAGAGUUUUUAUUUUCCAUUAGUGCGCGCUCGCUGAGGGGUUUAUUUAUUCAACGACAGAUCCCGUGUGUGGACAUUAUUUUCCGAAACGUUCGCUAAGGAGCACACGACGAACAUAACGCGACUCAGUAUCAAAUGAAACAAAUCGAAUCGAUGAUUACGGGCCGCAUAUUAAACGUUAUUAAAUCGAAAAGUUCCGCGUUGCAUUAAUUUAAUUGAAAGUCAGUUGACUUGUAGCAGAUUUUUUUAAAAAUGUAUCGCGAGCUUUACCAAUUAUUUGCAUGCACAACAGCAAAUGUGAAGUGUAAAUUGUUAUCACACCGCCGUGUAGCAGUUGUUUGUUGUUAAGUAAUAAUCGCGUGAUUCCAAAAGGGUCUGAGCUCCGUGGGCUUUGGGAGAAAAUUUGUGGGUAAAAUACCAAAGUCAUAAACAGGGAUAGCUAGGCUAGACCAGAGCGCAAACAUAUGCCGCCGGAACUACAGUGUUAGCAAUAAAUAUCGUCAUUUUACACAACCAAUCGCUUGCCAGCAAAAAGCUGUGCCAUCAGUGAGUCAACUAUUAUAUCUAUCUUUGCACAUUGACAACGCGUUUGGAGUAAAGUGUUACACCAACUCUUUUCCAUAAAUAAACAUUUAUUUUAUUUCGGUUUUACUGUAGCUGAAGUGAAUAUAUCCGAUCGACAAAAACCUCAACCAGUGACGACAAUACAAGUAUAUUUACAUUGUGUUUAAUUAAAGUAAAAAUUUUAAAAUAAAGUGUGUAAAUCAAAAAAUUGUGUUAGCAAACGAGCGAGCCAAACAGAAGGGGCAAAAUACGAAUUUUUUUUCAUUACAAACUGCCGAAAUAGCGACGGCUAGAUGGCAAAUAUCACAAGAACCAGCUACAAUAGAGGCGGCAAAAUACGCGCAAGAUAAACGCUUUAUUAAAAAUAUUAACAUUCAAAAAUAGAAUUUUCACGCAAACUGCACUACUCAACCGCAUCGAACACGGCGACCACCAGAUUUGUUUGUACGUCUAUAAACGAGAAGGCUUACAGAGCGAAGGCGCCUAAAUACACGGUAAUCCAAAUUGUAGAAAUUCAUUGAUAAACGGACGAAGCGCCAAUCUAAGAGGGAUAUAGCCUUCGCCCGACUGCACAGCUUGAAGAAUACCAUCUGAAUAAGGUCGAAAGCGUAGAACAAAAAGAAAGAAAAAAACUACAAUAAAAUAAAAGCGAAGAAGAUAACGUAGAAAAUUAAUAAUUUUUGUAUUCGGCAAAGGUGUUAUCUAAUCUAAGCGCUUGCCCGCUUCGCACUACUUACCCACCUACUUAACAAACGGCGCAACAAACAACAUCAACAACUAACAAUCGCAACCUGCUUGCUAUCCGCGCUCGAUACGCAACGAAGUGUAUCACAGAGUCACAGAGUCACCCAGCCACUCACUACUCACAGUUCACUCGCCGCCGUCGGUCAGUCUGUCAGUCGGUGUCAGAACACGAGCGCGUUUGUUUGUCAACAGAACAAGUCAGUUGGUUUAGUUUCUCUGUCUGUUGCUUUAAUUUGUCACAACUAUAACGCAAACGGCAAGAAGCGUGUAGGCUUGCACAUUCUAAGUGCAUCUAAUAGCGUAUAAUCAAUGACAAAAUAGUGAAGAAGUAAAUUAUCGCAUCAAAUCUAAAAUAAUCGAAACAAGUGCAACCGUCCAAAAUUCAAGCAAACUUACAAUUACAAAUAUCGUUCUAAUAUUUGAUGUGAUUUCAUUACCCUUGCAAAUAUAUUUAAAAAUAAAAAAAUAUCGAAAGUUAAAAUAAUUUAGUGAAGUGCUAAAGUGUUUCGAGGAGAAGUGGAAGUGAAAUUAGAAGAGGAAGAAUAAGUGUAAUCUCCACUGCUGCGAAGUAAUAUCGCCUGUUAAAAAUUAAGUGUGAAAUAAUAAAUUCUCCUGCAAAACAUAGGGAGAACUAACUAACAAACUAUAAAAUCGAAGUAAAGUAUAAGAAGCUCAGAGAACCACGUUAAAAUGGCCAUCAACAACAGUACAAAAGUAUCGCGAACGACAGCAAUCAGUAACACAAGUACAUCUAGUACAUGCCGAUCCACGACGAGUGUCAAAAGCUACAACACUUUGGUCAAAGCAACAAAUAUGCAAAAAUCAGGAAACACAGCAAUAACAUCAUCUCCAGCAUUAUCCGCAAUAUCGGCAGCAACAGCAGCCGUUACAGGAAAAUUAGCGCGACCAACGCCACCGUCAACAACUGCAACAACAACAGCAGGGAUCUCUACAACAUCACUUAAGCUUCUCUACAAAUUCAUUAUAUUUGCCAUCUUGAUUUGCACAGCGCCGUCGCUGGUAAGCGGCCGACGGCAUGCGCCACUCUUGGUGGAAGAAUCUGAGGGUACACGUCGAAAUAAUAGACCAGUUGUUUCGGAAUGUCAAUUUGGGAAGACAGUGCGGGAGAUCGGCUCCACCUGGUUCGCAGAUCUUGGUCCACCAUUCGGUGUCAUGUACUGCAUCAGAUGUGAAUGUGUAGCGGUGCCGAAGAAGCGUCGCAUUGUAGUGCGCGUGCAAUGUAAGAACAUUAAACACGAAUGCCCACCGACAUUGUGCAAUGACCCAAUCCAACUGCCUGGCAAGUGCUGUAAAACGUGUCCUGGCGACAAAAAUGAUACGGACGUGUCUUUGGAUGUACCUGCCCCGGUAACCAUAGAAGAGGAGGAGCGCAACAUGAAGCAUUUCGCUGCUCUACUCACCGGCAGAACAUCACAUUUCUUAAAAGGAGAAGAAAUGAAGGCCAUGUAUGCGACAAGCACCUACAAUCCACAAAAUAUUGUUGCCACCGGUCGCUUCUUGUUCCACAAGAAGAAUCUGUAUUACUCCUUCUAUACGUCGUCGAAAAAUAAUCGCCCACGAACCAUACAGUUUGUCAACGACGCUGGCACCAUUCUCGAAGAGCAUCAACUGCAGGCGCCCCUUUCUGAUAUGCAGAGCGUAUAUCAAAAUGCCACUGGUAAGAUUUGCGGAGUAUGGCGUCGUGUUCCACGUGACUAUAAGCGACUCCUUCGUGAUGAACGGCUGCACGUCGUUUUGCUAUGGAGCAGAAAAGAUCAGAUUGAUCUCGCUCUCGGUGGGAAGAUCGGGUUGUACACGGCCUUACAGAAGGAAAUGUUCAGUUCAUUGCUGGAACCUGCACCAGGUACGAAGUCAACACUGAUGAAUGGCGCUGGUGGCACAGCUAUUGUCUCCACGACCAGCGGCGCGGCCGCCUCGGUGCAUUUAACGCUUGUCUUCAAUGGUGUCUUUAGCUCCGAUGAAUAUUUGGAUUCACCUAUUAAUAUUCGCGUCGAAUCCCCGGAUCGUAAAGAAAUCGUUUUGGACGAACUUCAAAAGGUACGCAAACCUUCGGCUGAGAUCAAUGUCUUGGAAAUAUCUUCGCCUAUAUCCAUACCGAUGUUACGUUUAAUGUCGCGUGGAAAAUUGUUGCUUACAAUAGAAUCGAAAAAAAAUCCUCAUUUACUUAUACAGGGUUCCAUUAUCACACGCACUACUUGCGAGCUCUUCCAGACUUUACUUACCCCCCACAAUUCGGAAUCGAAAACAAAGAGCAGCGGCUUAGCCUGGGGAUUUCUAAACACGGAUGGAUCUCUUUCAUAUAACAUCGAAACAGAUAACAUUAGCACAAAGGAUAGGCCCGAAAUUAAUUUGAUGGAAGAUCUCGGUAAACGCAAAACAAUGUUGGAAAACCUUACACCAACAUUCAAUUUCAACCAAGCUAUUGGUACGAUCGACAAAUUAGGCCCAAAAGCGCUGGAAUCAUUGUAUGAGGGCGACUUAGGAGUCAAUAUAGCCAUUGAGAAUGAACCAAGCCUCAUACGCGGUCAUUUUGUAUCCCGUCCAAUUGCAGACGCCCGAGACUCCGCAGAGCCUAUUCUAUUGAAAAGAGUGGAGAAUGCUACGACUGCACCAACGCACGCCAUGGGCAUGGCUUGGUUGGCCAUCGAUAACGAAUGUAACUUACACUAUGAGAUAACUGUAAAUGGCUUUCAAUCGAAUUCACAGGAUUUGCAAAUAUACCUCGAAGAAAAGCCCAUUGAAGCUAUAGGUGCACCGGUAACACGAAAAUUACUAGAGGAAUUCUCUGGCUCUUACAUGGAGGGAUACGUGCUCGGCAUGCCUUCCAACGACCUCGUCAAAUUGGAAAACAGCGUAUGCUACCUAGAGAUACACACAAAAGAAAAUAGUAAGCCACUUUUACGUGGCAAAUUGAAAUCUACAAAAGUGCCAUCCCAUUGUUUUCCUAUUCACACGGAUAACAAUGUGCCAAAUGUACCUGGCGACCAUAGUGACAGCAAUCUUAUUGCAGCAGAUGCAAAAUGCUUCCAUUCAGGUAGGUUUUAUGACGAGUCCGAACAGUGGCGUAAUGCAAAUGAUGUUUGCCAGAUGUGCGCCUGCCAACAUGGCCAACCCACAUGUGAGCCGAUUAAAUGUCCCGCCGUACAAUGCAAACCCAACGAAGAGCUCGUGCGACGUGACGGCGAAUGUUGCUCCAUGUGUCUUCCACAGAGUGUAGCUAUUGAGACGGAAAGCGUUGCCGAGCAGAAUGGAAGGGGCUGCCGAUUAGGUGACCAAUUCCACUUGGCUGGUGCAAUUUGGCAUCCGUUCUUGCCUCCAAACGGCUUCGACACCUGUACAACCUGUACCUGUGAUGUAUUGACUUUAGAAGUGCGUUGUCCACGUAUGAUCUGUCCACCACUACCCUGCUCUGAGAAGGUGGCCUACCGCCCGGACAAAAAAGCCUGUUGUAAAGUAUGCCCAGAAAGCAAAUCUUUACGAGGUGACAAAGCCGGUCCUUCUAAUCCGAACGUGUUACAAGAUCAGGCGUCGCAUAAAACAAUAUCCACUGAGGAGAUCCUCAGCCAAGGUGGCUGCAAGGUAUUAAAUAAAGUUUACGAGAAUGGACAGGAGUGGCAUCCGAUUCUAGCAUCACAUGGCGAGCAAAAAUGUAUCAAAUGUCGAUGCAAGGAUUCAAAGGUGAAUUGUGAUCGCAAGCGUUGCUCACGCUCUACCUGCCAGCAGACGCGCAUCUCAGCUAAGCGGAAAUUCUAUGAGAAACCCGGUGUCGGCGGUGCGAAUGCAAACGAACCGGCCAUUGACGAGUGCUGCUCCACGCAGUGUCGACGCUCGCGCCGCCACCAUCGACGCGUGCAUCAGGACCGUCCCGGCAACGCCGACGAACGACAGCAACAACAGUCGAAGCGAUUGCAGCAGCAGACAAAUUUAAACCGGAGCGGCAGUAACGGUCAUAGCAGCUGAGCGCCGCGUUCAAAUCGAAACCAUUUAAAAAUACAUACAUAUUAUAUAUAUAAUCGCGCGAAUAACAUUGAAAAAUAGGAAACGAAAUCGCUGUUUUCUUCUGAAGAAUAUACAAGUUUUUUGUUACUUUUUUAAACCAGAACUGAAACUGAAUAAGACGAAGCGAUAAACAUAUUGAAAAGCAGCACUGUAGCAAAGGUUAUCAGAAAGAGAACGAAGAUUUACCCACUAGGCGCUUAGCAAAAACAACAAGAACAGUUAUAAUAAAAGAAAAAUGAAAGAGUGAAAUAAUUUAUGUAUUAUACCUAUUAAAGCAAAGUUUAACUAUCAUGAUCCAGCAGUAAAUAUGGAAAUGUUAACGCAAAUGGAAGUAGAAUCAGACAAAGAAAAGUAAAGUGUAGUGCGCCAGUUGUAGGAGCAGAAGUAAAAUAGUUCAAGCGUGCAGUAGCCGCUGCCAUUACAAAGUACACAAUACAAAAUACCUUAGGAAUACCAGUGCAGUUGCUUCAGGAUUCUUGCGAAUGUAGGAUUUGAGCACAACAUUUUUUUAUCCAGAAUGUAUAGCUUUUCAAAGCACUCUUCCAAAGACCAUAAGAUAAAUCUGAAAAAAGCUCUGAAUUGCAAACGAAAUUCUCUUGAAGUAGUUUAGGAAUGUUGGAUCGUACACCGAUUAAAGAUUUUAAGCACAAUGUAGGCUGUAGACUGAUAGUCAGAGAUCGACGGCGGCAAAGAGAGAGCAAGACACAGUGCAAGUAUGAGAAACACAUCCCAAACGUUUCGACUGAUUGACUGAAUGGCAUAGAAUAAGUAAAAGAACUUUAAAAAUAUUACAAAAAAAGUUAUAUAUACAUACUCGUACAUAUUUGUUUUUUUUAUAAACAUUAAAUACUAAUAGUAGUAGUAAACACUGAUGCGAAGGCUUGUUUGAUGAAACAAAUAUAUGUAUGCAUGUGUGUAAGUAUUACCGUUUAUAGAAUGUCUACCAGGCACUGAUUGCGCUUUGAAAUGUUUGACCCUAAAAUAAAUAUUUUAGAAUUACACUCUAGUAUUUUUCAAUGCGCGGGCGCUUGAAAUUUCGCCAACUUGGAAACUGCGCCGGAGCAGCGGUACUUGGUGGGUGCAUUUAAUAACUGUAAUAGGACUUGCCUAAAGGUAUACACAUGUGCAUACCUAUGUUUGUAUAGAUAUGUGAGAGUUCAACACAUUUGAUAUAGAAGCUUAAUCGCACCAAUGCAGGCACACCGCACACAAAAGGCAUACAACAAUACUUAAUAUACAUACAUAUAUGCGCACUCAAACAUACACACUCCCACAAACAUAAAACACAUAUACUCAUUCAUUAAUAUUAUUAUAUUUACUCGUACAACAACUGACCAUUUGCGCAUUUUCACCACAUAAUUGUAUUAAUAUUUUAUUAUUAUUAUUACCAUAUUUGUACAUUAUUAUUAUUGUUUUUAACUGUAUUUCUUAUUUAAACGAAUUCGAGUUUAGUUCUAUUAUUUUUUGUGUAUUUUUUUAAGACAAACAAAACAAAUAUAAAAGGAACAUUUUAAUUAAAUUUAAUUAUAGUUUAAGUGGUUUUACCUUAGCUAAUAGUGAUUUUAUUUAUAAUUCUGUUUAACUCUUUUGUAUCAUAAACACAAUUGCAAGCAUACUUAAUAACAUAAAAAAUAUAAAUUAUUAAAACUAAAACUAAAAAUAAUAUGAAAACAGAAGGACUGGUUGUGCUGGGUGAAUAUUUUCCUUGCUUUACAAGCGCUAAAGUUAGAAGAAAAUGUUCAUUCAUCUCUUUAGAAUUUUGUGUCAGGAUAAUCGCUUUCAUUUCAAAAGCGCUGUAUUCAUUCUUAGCAAUUAUAAUAAUAAGAAUAACAACAACAUACAAAUAAAUUUAGCUUUUAAAAGUAUAUUCAAAUGUUUUAUAUUGAUUUGUAAAAUUGUAAAAUUAAAAAUAAAUAGUAAACAAAAUUAUCAAAAAAAAAACAAGUUUAUGCAUAUCGCCAAUUGUGUAGUUAUGUUUGUGCAAACCACUUGCAUACAUAUUUGCCAUUUACAUACAUACAUACGUAUUAGCACAAAAACAAAAA